AUGCCUGGCAAGAAAGACACCAAGAAGGAUGACAAAAAGAGGGGUGUAAAACCUGAACCUGAGAAAAAGAAAGAGGAAGAAAAGAAAGGGAAGGAUGACAAGAAAGGGGGAAAGGAUAAGAAAGCUGCCAAGGAUGACAAGAAAGGAGUGAAAGAUGACAAAAAGGAAGAGAAGGAUUAUAAGAAAGGAGGGAAGGAUGACAAGAAAGGGAAGGAUAAGAAAGGAAAGGAUGAUAAGAAGGGGGGGAAGGAUGAAAAGAAAGAAGAGGACGAGGAGUUGAGUGAAGAAGAGGAAGAGGAGGAUGAUAGAGGAGGGCGGGGGCGGGGAGGUCGCGGGGCGGCGGAAAAGGGAAGACAAAAGAGAGGUGGUGAAGACUCUGAAGAAGACGAGGAGGAGGAUGAAGAUGACGAGGAGGCCGAAGAGGAGGAACCCAAAAAGAAAUCCAAAGACAGUCACCACCACCCCCAUAAAGAUGGGAUGUAUGAUGCCGAUCCCAAGAACAAGAAAGCGAAGAAAAGAGAGGAGGCAGCUCCACUCCCCAUUCGGGAAAUCCCGAAAAAAGGCCUAAAGAAUAUGUCCCGCAUGUUUAUGAAAUUUUCUGGCCUCAAGCGGCGGAGAAACAGCCGGAAGAAGCUCAAGAGCACCUCACGCUUGUUCCUCGGCCUGGGCAAGAGACGGAAACGACUGGCCAAGAAGAAGCGCCGCAAGUCCAUGCUGAAGAACACUUCUCGCUUCAUGAUGAGGUUCAAGGCCAACAAAAAGAGAAAGAAGGCGGCCAAAGAGAAGGCAGCAAACGAUGGGAAGAAACCCACCUACAUGUUGCUGCGCCUGGGUGGAGGCGGCAACUCAUCUGAGAAGGGUGGGUUCUUCAAGGGCUUGUUUGGGAAGAAAAACAGCAACAUUGGCGGCUUCAAGAGCAGGAGUACAGUGCUGGGUCGGGUCACCGCAGCGGCUAAAUGGCUGAGCAAUCGUUUUCUGUUCAACAAGAUGCGAGGGCACGCUGAGCAACACAACUGGGAGGGGCACAGUGGGUACAGCCGCCGACGCCACCUUCGCGGCUACCACAACCACGGCUAUGAGGAGUGGGAGGACCCACAUGGAUACGUUCAAAAUGGUUACGGACACUUCAAUAACGGCUAUGGCGGUCACGGUGACGAGGUAGCUUACGGCGGCCAAGAUCUAUAUGGCUAUUAUUAUAACGGCGCUGGGGUAGACUACCAGGACUUGGGGUACUAUGAAGAUGAGGGCAUCUACGAGCCCAAUGCUGAAUAUAACAUGCAAGGUCUUUAUGACGAGGACACGGGGGCCUACUAUGAUCCCCAUCUGGUUGCCCAAGGGCACUACGACAACCAGGAAGCAAUGUUAUAUGGCUACCAUCGACAACAACAAGCAAUGCCAUUGUACGAUGAAGUGGGUCUUGACUACUAUGUGCCAAUGGGUGAGGAUCAAAUGUAUCAUCAGGCUCAGGUUAAUUAUAAUGAAACUGGGCAAGGCAUUAUCUAUGGCAAUGGGCAAGUCGAUUAUUUUGACAACAGGCAAGCAUAUUACAAUAAUGUUCAUGCAGCAGCUUUGGGAAUGCAAGAUGGAGCUCUGCCAAACUAUCAUGAUGUUGUGGGUUUGCCCUACCAAGACUACAGCUCUCAGCAGAAGGUUGGUUUUCCCCCAGGAGGCCAACAGGUCUCUGGAGGGCAAGUGAUGGACGUAGAGGGUCUAUAUGUGGACCAGUAUGCGGACCAGAUGGAUCAGUAUGGGAGUGAUAGUGGUGGGCUCCAGGGGGGAGAGACAUUCCGAGUUCCCAGACCUCAAGUGCGCCUCUUUGGAAAAGAGCGCCUCGACGUACUGCUUCCCCCUCCGCCUAAUCUUCCACCUGAUCCAGAAUUUGAAGACAUGUCCGAUAUUCAAUACGAAGACCAGAUUCCUCUUGCGCCAGGUCAUCCAACUGGCAUGAUGUUACAGCAACAAAGAAUGUCUACGCAAGAGCAAAUGAUGAUGUCCUCUCAGCACCCAAUGCCAGCCAACUCACCGCAGCAGCAAAUAUUAGGGGAGCAAAGUAUGGUACCCCAAAUGCUGCCAACCCAAGUCAUGUCUCCACAAAACAUGUUAAUCCCACAGCAAGGGAUGUUAACGCAGCAUGAGAUGUUACCACAACAAGCGAUGUUGCCACUGCAAGGGAUGCCGCCACAAAUGAUGGUUACCCAAGCAAUGAUGUCACCAGAAGAGCAGAUGAUGUCGCAGCAGCCGAUGAUAUCGCAACAAAUGAUGAUUCCCCAAGCAAUGAUGUCACCAGAAAACCAGAUGAUGUCACAGCAAAUAGCAUCACCCCAUUCACAGAUGAUAACCCAGCAGGGUUACGGCCUUCCAUCAAUCCCCACACCUACUGCGGUGUUAAUCAAGCAAGCAGCGAAAUUCUCCCCCCUCACCCAGGACGUCAAUGAUAUUGCAUUCUGGUCCCUCUUCACCACGUGCCUCCAUGAGAAGAUGCGUCCUGCUUCGCCCUCGCUCAAGCACACGUCAUAUUCUGCAUCCCCACGCCUCUCUCCUCGACAUUCCCGUUUGUCAUCCCCCCUGUUGCCUCCUCACGGUGUCCAUCCACCGGAGCUGUACACCUCGACCCCUUAUGUGGAUCCUUUCACUGAUCCAGUUGCUACCCCUGCUUUGCCAAUGCUAUCUAUUGCCCUGAAAAAUCAAGCUAUCAGACAGGCCUCUUCAGUUUCCUCUUUUGGCCCUCCAGUCAUUCCAGUGGUGGGCAUGGAUGGAAUGGCAGCCCAAUAUGCAGAGCCGUAUCCUUCCUCAUCCCCUUUGCUUUCUGCUGCAAUGCAAAACCAAGCACUUCGAGAUGCCACCUACCUUACCUCGUUGGCCCCCCACGAGUCACCCCCGAUCCCUUCCUCUCCGCUUUUGUCCAGAGCACUGCAGAAUCAAGCGGUGAAAGACGCCUCCUACAUUUCUCCUUUGCAGAGGCGACUAUCUCCUCACGAGGAGCCCAUGGCCCCUUCCUCCCCGAUGGUGUCAAGUGCCCUGCAAUACCAUGCGAUAAGAGACGCAUCCUAUGCUCCUCCUCUACAAAGGUCACUCUCUCCUUACGAGCACCCCAUGGCCCCUUCCUCCCCGAUGGUGUCUAGAGCACUGCAAAACCAGGCGUUGAGAGACGCAUCCUAUGCUUCUCCUCUGCAAAGGCCGUUAUCACCUUUUGAGCAGCCUCCGGCCUCUUCCUCUUCGAUGGUAUCCAAAGUGCUGCAAAACCAGGCAGUGAGAGAUGCCUCCUAUGUGUCUUCCCUUCAAAGGCCUCCGUCCCUGUAUGCUCCACCUGGGCCUUCAUCUCCACUGCUUUCUGGAGCCAUGAGACACGGUCAGGUACUCCAGAAUCUAGCGUCCUAUCCCACUCCGCACCUCCACUCACCAUAUGGGCAAACGUAUGUUACCGGGUACGAUUACAUCUCUGAGCCUGGUCCAGCACCGCUGCUCUAUGAUGCUUUGCAGAACCGCUCCGACUUUCAGAACGUUGCAUCUUUAAGAUCCCCAAUGAUGCAACGGCAUAACCCUUAUGCUCCGGUCACCCCCAAGCUCCAUACUGCACUGCAGCAAAACCCAAAUCUCCGCCAAGCAUCCUAUCAGACUCCUUUGAAACUCAGUCGGUCAGCCUACGCACCCCCGCCACCUUCUUCACCGUUGCUGGCGAAUGCCAUUCACAAUCCACAGCUGAUGCAGGCAUCCUACCGGUUGCCGGACGGAACCUUGGACCCACGGGUUCCCCAGCAGCCCAUGUCUCCUAACCUUGCCAGAGCGCUUCAGAACCAGGAUCUCAGGACUGCUACUUACACUCUACCUGAUGGCACAAUUAUAGACCCUAAAAACCAACAACCUGUUUCCCCAGACCUCGCAAAGGCACUAAAGAACCCUGCUCUCCGUGAAGCAUCCCACUCGCUCCCUGACGGUACCAUCGUCAUUGACCCAAAAAAACCAAAAUCUCCCAACCUCACGGCAGCACUUCAAAACCCUUACCUAAAAUCGGCAUCUUACACACUGCCAGAUGGCACUAUAAUAAUUGACCCCCGGAAGCCUGUUUCUCCGAGUCUUGCUAACGCCCUUCAGAACCCUACCCUCAGGAAGGCCUCCUUUAACCUGCCGGAGGGAGUUCGGGACCCCAAUACACCUAUACCGCCAGACUUAUUAAAGGCUCUUAAUAACCCGGCCUUGAAAGGGGCAACCCUCACCCUCCCCAAUGGAACCAUGAUUGUCGACUCAAUGAAACCAAAGACUCCCAACCUGACCUCUGCCCUUCACAACCCCUACCUUAGGGGUGUAUCUUACACUCUGCCUGACGGAACCAUCAUCAUCGACCCGCGCAAACCGAUCACUCCGGACUUGUCAAAAGCUCUUGCAAAUCACAGCAUUCGGAAUGCUUCAUAUCAGCUCCCUGAUGGUUCCCUGGUUAUCCCUGGUCAGCAGCCUGCGACUCCAAACCUCACCGCUGCUUUGAGGAAGAACAUGGGCCUUCGUUCAUCUGAUCUCUUCCACCUCCCUCAAAACUCUGUGUUCAAGGGGGCACCGAAACCCGACAGUCCGAACCUAUACUCUGCCCUGAAGAAUGACGAGCUGCGUGGCAUCUGUUACAGGCUGCCAGAUAGCUCUGUCCUCACAAGACGGUUCAACAAUCCCAACCUGGCCAACGCCAUCCAAAACCAGCAGCUUCGCUAUGCUUCCUACAGGCCCCCAACUGCACUAUAUGGCACAGAUAAUCGCUACGCCCCAAUCCCACCCUAUGGACCGCACUCGGGUCACUGGGCCCGGAAUGCCAGGGGCGGCGGCGAAACCGGGGAGGAUGUGUGGGCCUCUGAGAGAGUUUUACCCCAUGGCACGGUCCAGCAUCUGGCCAAGUGGUCCAUGUAUAGAGAGACAGGUGUGUUGGAUGGAUAUUUACCCACAGCCGACAUCAAGAACGGAGAGCUUCAGGAUCCAGACUGGACUCCCGUCCGAGAGAGGGUUCCUGGGCAGAGCUGGUAUGACAAGAUCUACUCUAUCCUAAGCAUGCCGACAACCAGCCACAGGGUGAAGCCCUGGGCCGAGGGCGUGGAGGACUUGACACAACUGCCAGAACUGAAUGAGACCACUGUCCUGAUGAACCUCAAGAAACGCUAUGACCAGGAGCUCAUUUAUACGUACAUCGGCGGCAUCCUGGUCUCCAUCAACCCAUACAAGCUUCUCAACAUUUAUGGCACAGAUAUUUUACUCCAGUACGAGGGACAUGGCCUGAGCGACAACCCUCCUCAUCUUUUUGCCCUUGCUAAUCUCUCCUACACCAACAUGAUGGAUGCCAAAGACAACCAGUGUAUUGUGAUCAGUGGAGAAAGCGGGUCCGGGAAGACGGAAGCCACCAAAUUGAUCCUGCGUUACUUGACAGCCAUACAUCACAAACGCAAUGUGACACAACAGAUAGAGAUCUUGGAAGCCGCGCCCCUGUUGGAGUCAUUUGGCAACGCCAAAACGGUGUGCAACGACAACUCGUCACGCUUUGGCAAAUUCACAGAGAUCUGCAUGGAGGAGGGUGUAAUCAGCGGUGCCAUAACAUCUCAGUACCUGUUGGAGAAGUCCCGCAUUGUCUUUCAGGCCAAAUCGGAGAGAAACUAUCACAUCUUCUACGAGAUGCUGGCGGGCCUUCCUCCACGCGAGAAGCGCUCACUGUAUCUGCAGGAUCCCGAAACCUACUAUUAUCUAAAUCAGGGAGGGGACUGCAAAAUCGUGGGCAAGGACGAUGCCGAAGACUUCUGCCGCCUCCUGAGCGCUAUGGAUCUCCUGCGCUUCAAUGCCGAGGAGCGAAAGGGCAUCUACCUGCUCCUUUCCUCCAUCCUCCAUCUCGGCAACGUCUACUUCCAGUCACACCAGGCUGGAGGUCAGGAGGUGGCGGCGGUGGUGAGCACUCAGGAGAUCCGAGUGGUCGCUGACCUGCUACAGGUGUCGCCCGAAGGCCUACAGAAGUGUGUCACCUUCAAAGUCAUGGACACAGUCCAUGAAAAGAUCUCCACUCCGCUCACAGUGGAGAGCUCUGUGGAUGCCAGAGACGCCGUUGCCAAGAUCCUCUACUCGCUGCUCUUCAACUGGCUGAUAGAGCGUAUCAACGGACGGGUAUAUCCUCGCAACGAGGUGCUCUCCAUCUCCAUACUGGACAUUUAUGGAUUUGAGGAGCUGGAGGUGAACAGUUUUGAGCAACUGUGCAUCAACUAUGCCAACGAAACGUUGCAAUUCUUUUUUAACAAAGUCAUCAUCCAGCAAGAGCAGGAGGAGUACAUGCGAGAGCAGAUCGAGUGGCAGCAGCAGCCCUUCAGUUCUAACCAGGCCUGCUUGGACCUGAUUGCCGCAAAGCCUCAUGGGAUUCUGCGCAUACUUGACGAUCAGUGUGGUUUCCCUCAGGCAACAGACCACACUUUCCUGCAAAAGUGCCAUUAUCACCAUGGUAAUGACCCCCUGUAUGCCAAGCCAAAGAUGCCUCUGCCCCAGUUCACCCUCAAGCACUAUGCCGGGAAAGUUACCUACCAGGUGAACAAGUUUCUGGACAAGAACUUUGACACGGUCCGCCAGGAUGUCCUGGACUUGUUCAUCCACAGCAAAAACAGAAUCGUGUCGGACCUUUUCUUGAAACAUUCUGAGGUGUUGUCCCAGCAUCGGUCCAGCACGCGGCGCAGCAGCACGGCUCGCCGCUUCCAAGCCAGCACGGUCAGCGUUAAGUUCCAGAGCAGCUUGCAGGAGCUACUGGAGAAGAUGGAGAGGUGUCACCCUUAUUUUGUGCGCUGUAUCAAGCCAAACCAGCGUAAGGAAGCUGCAAUGUUUGACAUGGACCUGGUCUCGACGCAGCUGCGCUACUCUGGAAUCAUGGAGACCAUCCGGAUACGCAAGGAGGGCUAUCCCAUUAGACUGACAUUUCACAGCUUCCUAUCCAGGUACAAAGCGCUGCUCUGUUUGAAGGACCCCCCCAUGGCCGACCAAGAAAACUGCGUCAUAAUGCUGAGAAAGUUGGGACCCGUCAAGGUCGGCUCCUACCAGCUGGGAGUCACUAAGAUCUUCCUGAAGGAGGAUCUGUAUCAGCUCCUGGAGGGAAAGCGCGACCGCGUGCUCAACAUCGCCGCCCUCACGCUACAGAGAUACGUGCGCAUGUACUUCAUACGCAAGAACUUUAUCAAGUUCCGACACCGCAUGACGCAGCUGCAGGCCAGAUGCAGAGGAUGCGUCGUCAGAAAGAAGUUUGCCCGCAGGAGGAAAUAUCUCGUCAAGUUACGUGCCAUGGUGCGAGUCAUCGUCAACCGGCAGUGGUACAUGAGGACGGUGGUGAAGCCAGCGCGGAAGGCUGAGGAGGUGAGGGAGCAAGAGGAGGAGGAGCGCAUCAACCGAGAAGUGGUGAACGUGACCACACUCCCCAUCCCCGCUGAGUUGGCGGCGCUGCUUCAGGCAGCUUCAGGUGGUGCCGAGCUGCACUCGGACUGCCUGGCGCUGGUCCAGGCUCCCAAAGUUAAGGUUGAACCACAGAUGACCUUACCCCUGGACAUCAACAACUACCUCAUGACUCAUUAUAUCCGCACCAUAUUUAGGGACCCAUACUUUGGAAUGCUGACAGCCCCUCUGGAAAACUCCCUGACCCGAAUGGAUCAAAACUUGAAGCUAGGAGCCCUAAAUAUCUUUGUCCUGAUUCUUCGCUUCAUGGGUGACCCGGAGCUGAACGGGGCUCAGGAGAACCUCUUUGGGAAUUACAUCAUCCAGAGAGGGCUUGGCAACGCCGAGCUCCGAGACGAGAUCUUGGCUCAAGUGGCCAAUCAGGUGUGGAGGAAUCCCAACAUGCUGAAUUGUGAGCGUGGUUGGCUCUUCUUGUCCUCAUGUUUGUCUGCCUUCCUGCCUUCCCCAAGUCUGGCCAAGUACCUGCUCAAGUUUGUGUCAGACUAUGGGCCCGAGGGCUAUGACUCUGUGUGUCAGCACGCUCUACUGCAGGGCAUGCAGCGGCGCAGCGGCGGGCCCGAGUACACGCGCACCUACCCGCCAUGUCUGCUGGAGUGGACCGCCAACCGCAAGAGAGCACACACCCUACUCCACGUGCACUGCUGUGAUGGUUUGUCUGUCCUGUGUCCUGUGCACUCUUGGACUACAGGGGAGAACAUGGCCAAAGACAUCUUGCAUCACAGGGGUGUGACGGAGGGCCGUCGAGGCUGGUCGGUGGUGCUUAAGGAGUCAGCACAGUGGGUGGAACUUGAGGGCUCGGACUAUGUCUUGGACCUAAUGUCAGACCUGGAGCUGCCCACCCAAUUCCCCAAGAACAGCAGCUACUUCAUUAUCUCUUCACAGGAACCAGGACGCGUACGAGCCAAUGCCAGCAUAAGUCUGCUGGGUGGCUGCUUUGACGGCAAUGACGACGCCCUAUCGUCGGCCCACAUCGCCCACGAUCACUUCGCUAGCCAGGACCUGGAGCCUCAUCGAGGGAUGGAUCGCUAUUUGGACAGCCUGUUUGACUCUGUGCUGUCCGACGAGAGCACGGAAGUGGAUCCAGCUGUGGUGCUCUCCAGCAGGUUGAAGGGCCGUGGAGGAGUCGGCUGGCAGGACCAAGGACCUUCGGGCGGCCCACCGCCUCCACCUGGCGCUGUACGAGUCCUGCCCGUGGGAGGUGUGAUGUCACUUCCUGUUGCCACCGUGGCCCCCGUGACAGACGCCCUGUCGAUCGCCCAGACCUCUCCCAUCUUGAGCCCUCCCACCAGCACCCUACUCCAGCACCCUCCAAGCCCAUACGCCACCGACAUUGCCCCAAGUCCCUAUGCCAACAUCCCGCCCAGCCCGUAUGCCAACUUCACACCGUCUCCCUAUGCCAUCGUGGGCCUGGCAUCUGGUCCUUACCCUCCGACGUCGGAGCCUGAGCUGGACCCUCAGACAGGCGACGCCCAAAUCAACAGGAGCAGAUCCACCUCGCCGCCACAGGCUAAUGAACAGGUUGCUGCAUUUUGCAAUAAUGAGCCAAUGAAAUGUUAUGCUGCUCAGGCUGUGUCUCGUGAUAAUAAAAAGGAAAGCGGUCCUCGGAGGAGAGCUCCUGGAAUUCCCAUCAACAAGGACAAACCCACCCAAAAUUUUGCCCCAGUGCCAAUGUCUCCUGCCCCCCCUGCUGGCGAAGGGGUGAAGUACUCGGCUCAGACUUCUGAGCAGAUUGUGCCCAGUCAGGAUAUUCAAGAAAUUAUUAGGCGGUACAACUCUCCACCUCCCUUGGUGGAGCCACUGCCACCUGAAAAAAGGAGACCAGAGGGUAAAUUUAAGAAGAAGCAAACGCCUCGUGAUGAAGCUUUGCAGAUCUUAAAACCGCAGAUGGACAACCCUCCUGCUCCACAGCCCAAGCAUCCCCUGGUCCCCCCGCCCUCUGCAUCUGCCAUGAAGGAGAGCACCUUCCAGCCUACCAAGAACACAAAGAGGAAAGCUCCUCAUCGUCCGGUGCCGGUACCUCCACCAGUUUCUCGAGAGCUUCCAGUGGAAACGGAGAGAAUCCAGACCAAACUGCACCAGAGGACCAACCAGGAACACUACACCUACACCAACGUUCCCUGGAAACUCUACCUUAGGAAAGAGGUGUUCUAUCCCAAGGACAGCUUCAAUAAUCCGCUGGUGUUGGACCUCAUUUUCAAACAGAUCAUCAACGACACCCUGUCAGAGGCGUGCGUCCGCAUCCGCCGGGAUGAAAGGCAGCAGAUGAAAGCUCUCUUUGAUGAACAUGGGGUGCAGCAGAACACCGAUCCGGUACAGGAACACGUGAAGAAAACCAUCAUCACGGCCGCUAGGGACACCUGGGAAAUCUACUUCUCCCGACUCUUCCCGGCAUCAGGUAGCGUGGGAACAGGAGUGCAGGUGUUGUCGGUGUCACAAGGCGGCAUCAAGCUGUUAAAGACGGUGAAAAGCAGCGCCACAGCUCCAGACUACUUCAGAGUCCUGAGAGCAUACACUUACGCAGACAUCCUGUUUGUGACCAUCCCCUCUGAGAACAUGCUGGAAUUCAACCUGAGCAACGAGAAGCUGAUCCUGUUCUCGGCCAAGGCGCCGCAGGUGAAGCACCUGGUGGACACCUUUAUCGGCGAGAUUAAGAAGGAUUCUGAGUAUGUGAUCGCGGAGCGCAACUUUGUCGCCAACCAGCGUGCCAUGCUCAAGUUCCACAAGGGCGAUGUCAUCAGACUACAGGUGCUGGACGGCCUGGACAAAGGUUACAGUUAUGGCUGUGUGGUGAGGAAGAAGGUGGUUUUCUUGGAGGAGCUCAAGAAGGACACACAGGACUUUGGUUGGAAGUUUGGCGCGGUGUUCGGUCGCUCUGGCGCCUUCCCAUCCGAGUGUAUCCAUCCCAUUGCUCCUCCUGACUUCCUGUCCCUGCCGUUGGACCGCAAGGCGGAGCCCCGAGGCGGCGCAGGCCAGUUUGCUGUGUCGUCGGCGGUGGCUGUGGCCGUGGCGUCCACCAUGGCCGCAUAUGAGAUAGACCAGACCAUCCAAAGGGUUUCUCUGGAUGGCUUUAAUGAAGAAAUGGACGAGAGGACUUUGCUGGACAGUAAGUACGACAUGCUGGAGUUUGCCAGGAAGUAUUUCAGACAGGCUGCCACUGGGAGAGGGGACUCCCUGAAGAACAAGAGCAAGAGCCGAGACUCCAGGGAACCCGAGGAAAUGAUCAAGUUCUCUAAGAUUCCCCUGAGUGAGUCCCUCAUAGAGUUCACGGAUCCGGCCAUGAACCGAGUGGCGGCGGACCUUUUCCUCUCGGUGAUGCGCUUCAUGGGGGACUUGUCGUUAAAGGGGCUGACGGAGCAGGAAGUGGUCAGCACUUUCCUCAAGUUGGUAGGAAAGUUCACCUUGAUGAGGGACGAGGCCUACUGUCAGGUGGUCAAACAGGUCACAGCUAACACCAGCUCCAAACCUGACAGCUGCCAGCGAGGGUGGAGGCUGCUAUACAUCUUGACGGCAUUCAGUCGCUGCUCUGAGGUUCUCAAGCCCUUCCUGCUCAAGUACCUGACACAGGCCUCCCACGGUGCUGGGGUGCAGUAUCAGGGCAUCGCUAAGGCAUGCGAACACAAUCUGAAGAAAACUUUCCAAUACGGCGGCCGCACUGUUCCGCCCAACAACAUGGAGCUCAAAGCCAUGAUGGCGGGUAGAAGCUCCAAGCGCCAGCUGUUCCUCUUUCCGGGGGGCUUGGAAAGCCACGUGAAGAUCAAAACAUGUUCUGUUUCCCUGGAGGUUAUGGAGGAGCUGUGCUACGAGAUGGGCCUCCACAGAGUGGAGGCCAUCGAGGAGUACGCCAUCUUUUUGGUCACAGACGGAGGUCAGAACGUGCGUCCUCUCAGCAAACACGAGUACAUCCUGGAUGUGGCCACCGACGCAGAACUGGUAGACAACAACUACAGCUUCUGGUUCCGACGCGUCGUCUGGACUCAGCCUCUCAAAUUUGACAACGAGCUCUAUGUGACCAUGCACUAUAACCAGAUCCUUCCGGACUACCGCAAAGGUCUCCUGAACGUUCUCCUGCCAGGAAAAGUUAGCGAUCAGCAGUUCCAUCAGAUCUCCAAGCUCGCUGCCUUGCAGCACCGAGCCAAAGACAUCGUCUUCAUCCCCAGCAUACACGAGCUGUCAGAGUGCAUUGCUGCGCCGCUCUUCAAAAACCAGCCGCCGCAGCAGUGGCUUGCCAUGGUGAUGCAGCACAUGCAGCAGGUCCAGACCCUCAGCCCGCACCAGGCUCGAGCACAGUUUAUGGGGCUGGUAAGCGCGUUCCCCAUGUUUGGCUCGUCGUUCUUCUACAUCCACAGCAGCAGCUCUACCUCCUUCUACACCCCCUGCAUCGUUGCUGUCAAUCAAAAUGGUCUUCAUUUCCUGCACAAAAUCACACAUGAGGUGAUGGCAGUGGUCCCCCUGGUCGAAGUGCAAUCCAGCCGCACCCAGAGGCCCUCUGCCGGGGCCAGCUACCCGUACGUGGACCUGGCUCUGGGUGAUAUGGACACGCAGCGGCUCAUCCAGCUGCAGCUAGAACAGGGCCUGGAGCUGUGUCGAGUGGUUGCCAUGCAGGUGGAGAACAUGAUGUCGGCGCGGGAGAAGCGACUCACCCUGCCGCCCAGCGAGAUCACCAUGUUAUAGUGCUCCGAGAGCCCAGGGCUGGUUAAAACUUUGUGCUCAGAGGUGAAGUUUGAUUUUUGAAAGAGACAGUAGGCCCAGGUCAUUUAGACGAGGUAAAAAAAAUUCAAAAAGGAAUGAAAAAAAGUUAAAAUGUGUAUGUAAAAUAAAAAUUGGCAAUAGCCUUUUGUCAGGUAAAUUAAAACGUUUCUACACUGUUGUAGACAAAGAAACCUAAAUAGUAAUAUUUAAAAGUUUAUUUUCACAAUAAAAAAAUUAUUCUCACAUUUUAAUGUUAUUAUUUAUA
Molecule: messenger RNA, 12397 nt
Organism: Phycodurus eques (leafy seadragon)
Lineage: Eukaryota; Metazoa; Chordata; Actinopteri; Syngnathiformes; Syngnathidae
Gene: myo15ab
Product: myosin XVAb
Exons: 72
Coding region: 1-12114 (4037 amino acids)
Cellular component (GO): cytoskeleton; myosin complex
Molecular function (GO): cytoskeletal motor activity; protein binding; ATP binding
Source: RefSeq, a predicted model, not a curated record